UACAAUGAAGAGGGAAAUAGAGAAUGGUCAAACAUUACCGGUGGCGCCGGUCACCGGUCGAUAAACCUCUCUCUAAACUCCAAACUUAUUUUCUUUUCCGGUCAAUCUCUUAUUGAGUCUUUGAAUUGUACGGAGGGGCUUGUUGGGUUCUCUCAGUUUCCAUCUUUAUGGUCUCUGAUCCAACCAAAAAUCUCAACUUUCUUCAACAAUUCAGCUCUACAAUAUUUGGGUAGUUGCCGUUUUCUCAAACAAAUGACUACACAACGUUCUCAUGUUCCAAAGUUUGGCAAUUGGGAUGGCCAAGACGAUGUUCCUUAUACAGCUUAUUUUGACAAAGCCCGGAAAACUCGACCUGGCACCAAAAUGAUUAAUCCAAAUGACCCUGAAGAAAAUUCAGAUUUAGUUCUUCAAAAUUCAUCUUCUGAUGCCGACAUAAUUCAUCCAAAACCCAAAGUUUAUUCAGAGAAUCAAUCCGAAAAAGGAUCAGUGAGAUCAACACAUAAUGAGUUACAAAAGAGCAAGGAGGAUGGUGAUCUUAAGAAUUUUGUUAACUCACCAGCUCGUCAUGACAAUCUAAGCAACAGGAGUGCUGGUGAUUCCGCCUCUCGUCCUGGAAGCCAUGGAGUAGGUUCUGCUGACACCUACAGAAGACCUUUAAAACAAAGUACUGGCUCAGAGUACAGCAUUGAACGGUCACCCCUUCAUCGCCAGGCUAAAACCCCUGGUAGAGAUAGUCCUUCUUGGGAAAGAAAAAGUUCAUACGAUAGCAGUCAUGGUACACCAGGAAGAUCCCGAUUGAGACCAGCCAAUCGAGGGGAUGAAACUCCUGAUAAAAGUGCUGCUGUUCCGAAAUUUGGUGAGUGGGAUGAGAGUGACCCUACAUCAGCUGAUGGCUAUACUCACAUUUUCAACAAAGUGCGGGAGGAGAAACACGUUGCAGCUGGAAAUGCGCCAGGUACACCAAAUGGAAGAUCAUACGUUAUCCGAAACCAACCUGCCAAUGACAAAACUCAGGGUUGCUGCUUUUUCUGGGGCAGAAAAUGAUUAUUGAAAGUGCAUUUAUAUUGUGAGCAGAAAAGAAGAUAAGAAUAGUGUUGUUAAUGGUCGUGAGGCAUGUUGCCUCACCUAUAAUUUGACUCCUUUAUUAUGAGGGGUGUACUUUCAAGGGUAAAGUGCGGAAUUUUAACCGGUUGAGAUUUUAACAAUUUGAUAGCUUGUUAUUCAUGUGCUUGUAUUUUAUUGCAGUCUAAACUGUUGAUCUUUCAAUCAAUGGUUUUAAUCCACACUUUACUCUUCCAAGUGCACACUCCACUUUAGAGGAUCUAAAUUCUACUCUUUUAUAUGUAUAUAUAUUAAAGGCUCUCUUUCCCCGAGGGAAAAUGUCGUCAAAGUGCCUUUGUCUUGAAUGUGUCCCACUUGUAUCUUUCUUUCGUUUGACCAGUAAGCACGCUUUGCAUGCAAGAUUGUGAUCUUUUGUAUAAGUAAUUGCUACGCUGUAAUUUCAAUUUAUGAGAUCUAUAAUAUUUGUUACAUAAUUCUUCUUU
This is a messenger RNA of Cicer arietinum (chickpea), 1544 nucleotides long. RefSeq names its product RPM1-interacting protein 4-like. Lineage: Eukaryota; Viridiplantae; Streptophyta; Magnoliopsida; Fabales; Fabaceae. The record is from RefSeq and is a predicted model, not a curated record. Gene Ontology annotation, cellular component: plasma membrane.